Molecule: messenger RNA, 932 nt
Organism: Moneuplotes crassus
Lineage: Eukaryota; Ciliophora; Spirotrichea; Euplotida; Euplotidae
Source: the annotation of a GenBank genome assembly
GUUUUGAAGUAUGAAGUAAGCCAGGCUUUCUGAUUUAAAAUAUUCAAAGGAGAAUGCUUUAAUGUAUCAAAUUUAGAAGAUUAUCCUAAUUUUUUUAGAAAUUCCAAAAACCAGAGAAGAGAUAGGAUAAACCGAAGUCAAAGUCACGCAAGCACACAGCUAUCAGACCAGAUUCUUUACAAAAUGAACCAUGACUUGAACCAGGAAGGAUGUAGGAUAAAAUAAGAUCAAAAAGAUCCCUCAGAAGCUCUACAAGCCACUUAAACAACAAAGUUACACCCUCCAAAACAACAACGACGCCUCUAGAAAUUACCAUCUCAGUGCCUAUAACCCACAACUCUAGACAUCAAGACCAAAGGGCACCUAAAAGUACUCUCCCAAAAGCUUGAACCCAUCACUAAAUCUCAUACAAACACCUUUAAACCUAACCUGCGAUCUCAAAGCAGUAUUUCAAUCCAGAGAUCUACUAAUUCUUCAAGAUCUAAAAUUUUGGAACAAAGGAGCGACCAGAAAGAAUUGGGUAAAUGUACCGCCCAAAGCAAAUUUUUGAAGAAAUUUGAUAGAUCGAUGAACAAAUAUUACCGAAGAAUGAAACUAACCAAGGGAGAAAACUCAGCUGAGUGGCAAAGCCCAUUUAUUACAUACAAGACUGGUCAGAAGCGAUUAAAGAGUGAAACAAGGAAUAUUUCUGUGUUCCAGAAGAGAAUUAAAGAUAGAAUCAAAGAAUCUAAUCAGAAAUUAUUUAAUCUGAGCUCUAUCGAGUCUCCAAAUCCAAAAUUCUUCAACAAGAAAAUAGAACAAGCCAGCUCAGGGAUUUAUAUGAACAGAGUGCUGGAGUAUGUGAGGAGUCAGGGAAGCAGAUAGAGUAGAAGAAGAGACAGGAGAGUAAGGAUGGUUGUGUAAAAGGAAUUUUUGAAAAAUCUGUAUUUUGA